Messenger RNA from Eriocheir sinensis (Chinese mitten crab), 7395 nucleotides. RefSeq names its product papilin-like. Bases 1 to 7383 code for a protein of 2460 amino acids. Gene Ontology annotation, biological process: extracellular matrix organization. The transcript is spliced from 45 exons. Gene Ontology annotation, cellular component: extracellular region. The record is from RefSeq and is a predicted model, not a curated record. NCBI's taxonomy places the organism in Eukaryota, Metazoa, Arthropoda, Malacostraca, Decapoda, Varunidae. Gene Ontology annotation, molecular function: serine-type endopeptidase inhibitor activity.
AUGAACGUAAAAGAACACACGAGAACGCGGUGCUCAUGGCGAGUCUUCUUGGCGCUGGCACUCGUCACCGUCGUUGUGGUCGAGGAGUGCACCGGGGUAGCCGUGGAAACAACCCACCUCCACCACCACCGUAACCGCCACCACCACCACCGCCGCCACCACCACCACCACCACCAGCAGCAACAGGGCAAGAUUCCCAUCCCCGUCAGCAGCAGCAACCUGGAGUACGAGGCGGCGGAGGACAGCGGCAGCACGCGGGAUAAACGGCAGGGCUGGACGAGCGAGUGGGAGAGCGGGCCGUGGGGGGAGUGGUCAGUGCCCUCCCCUUGCUCCAGGACCUGUGGCGGCGGGGUCAACUACAGGACCAGAACGUGUCAGGGCGCCAGCAGCGAGCAAUGCGUCGGCAAGACCAAGAAGUACGAGUCCUGCAACAAUGAGCCGUGUCCCGAGGGCUCGAUAGACUUCCGCACGGAGCAGUGUCAACGCUACAACGACGUUCCCUUCGAGGGCAAAUACUACAGUUGGGAGUCAUUCGUGGGGGACCCUGAUAAGUGUGCCCUCCACUGCCAGCCCAAGCAGUCCAGCUGGGUGCCGCACUACAAGGCCCCGAAGAAGUGUGAGUUGAACUGCCAGCCUGAGGGGGAGAGGUUCUACUUCCGCCACGCCCUCAAGGUGGUGGACGGCACACCCUGCGACAAUGAAGGCUUUGACGUGUGUGUGGAUGGCCAGUGCAUGCCUGUCGGGUGUGACCUCAUCCUGGGGUCAUCGGCGCGGGAGGACAAGUGUCGCGUGUGUGGCGGCGACAGCUCCACCUGCAACACCAUCAAGGGAGACUUCAUGCAGGAGACGCUCACGGUGGGCUACAACGACAUCGUGCUCAUCCCCGCCGGCGCCACAAGCAUCUACGUGGAGGAGCUGGAGGCCACCAACAACUACCUCGCCGUCAGAAACACCACCGGACACUUCUACCUCAACGGCAACUGGAGAAUUGACUUCCCACGAGCGAGGAGGUUCGCCGGCACGACCUUCCACUAUGAGAGGAAGAACAAUGGCGGCGUUGGAAUCUUUGCCCCUGAAAUCCUCCGUGCUCAAGGCCCCACCACUGAGCCUCUCUUCAUCGUGCUUCUGUACCAAGAGGGCAACCGGGGCGUCUCCUACGAGUACAGCGUCCCGAAGGGGGUGACGCAGUCCGAGGCAGAGACCUAUGACUGGAUCUUCGGCACCUUCGGGGAGUGCUCGGAGGAGUGCGGUGGCGGUCACCAGGUUCGGAAUGUGACCUGCGCCCGCACCAGUGACUUUGAGCCCGUGUCCGAGUACCUGUGUGACCCUCGAACCCGGCCCGAGACCAACAGGACCUGCAAUGACCAACCAUGCGAUGCCAGCUGGGAGGUCGGGGACUGGACGCCUUGCACCACCUCCUGCGGCACCCAGGGCUGGCAGUUCCGUCACGUGUAUUGCGGCCAGAAGUUCACCGAGGGCCGGCUGUCUGUGGUCAACGACUCCGUCUGCACCGAGCCCCUGGGCGCUGCUCCCCCGAGUGUGAGGGAGUGCAACCAGGGGGCCAUGUGUGCGUCCUGGCAUGUGGGAGACUGGACCCCUUGCAACAAGCUGUGUGGUGUCGGACGUCAGCACCGGAAGGUCAUGUGUCACGUGAUGAGGGAGGAUGAAGUGGAGGUUCUCGAGGACAGCCAGUGUUCCGAGGAGAAGCCAGAGAAUGAGAAGCCAUGUGAGCAGAUCCCAUGUGGCGGUGUGGACUGGAUCACCUCAGACUGGAGUGGGUGCGGUGUGACGUGCGACCAAGCCCAGGAGUCCCGGUCAGCCCUGUGUGUGAGCCAGAAGGGCGUGGUGGUCAAGGAGGAGUACUGCUCGGCUGCUCGCAGACCCGAACUCUCCCGCAACUGCACAGAUAUCGAGCCGUGUGAAUACAAGUGGUACGCCUCGGAGUGGAGCGAGUGCUCUGCUGAGUGUGGCCUUGGAGUGGUGUCCCGAGAGGUCUUCUGUGGCAAGCGAAACAAGAACAAGGUCAUGGUGGUGGAUGAGAGCAACUGCGACGCCGACAAGCGAUUCAAUGACACCAAGGAAUGCAACUCAACCGGCUCCUGUGAAGCCAAGUGGUACGCCGGGCCAUGGAGCCGGUGUGACAAGCAGUGUGGCGGUGGGACCAAGAACCGCAAGAUCUUCUGCUACCUCGGGGACAAGAUGGCGAAGCUGCAGUGUGACGUGAACAGCAUCCUCUACUCCAUCGACACCUGCAACAACAACCCAUGUGGCGAUGAUGAGGUGAUUGGUGGUGACCUGGAGAGUGAGGACGAAAUAUGCGAGGAAGAGGAGGACGGGGAGGAGAAGGAUAAAGAUGAGAAAGAAAAGGAAGAGGAGAUUGAAGACUCUAGCGAAGCUGAGAGUAACUCAUCGGUGGCGAUGAGUGAUGAGGCUUCCGGUGAGGGCUCGGGCUUUGGUGAGUCAGGCUUUGGCAUUGGCUCCGGACUGGGUGGCUGGCUGGGCUCAGGGCUGGGCUCGGGUCUGGGGUCUGGUUUAGGCUUUGGUCCUGCUGAGGCGACGACUUCAGAGGCCAAGAAAGCUGCUGCCUCGAAGAAGAAAGACAAAGAUUCCAAGAAGAAGAAGAAGAAGUGCAAGCCAGCCAAACCCAAGAGCUGUGAGGAGACGGAGUUCGGGUGUUGCCAGGAUAAUGAGACGCCUGCCGAGGGACCCUUCCAGAAAGGUUGUGACACGGUGGAGACCUGCAAAGACAGUAAGUACGGCUGCUGUCCUGACGGGGUGACGCCUGCCGAGGGCCCCAAGAGGAAGGGCUGCCCGGGACUGUCCGUGUGCGACAACUCUCUCUUCGGCUGCUGCAAGGAUGGCGUCACAGAGGCUAGCGGACCCAACGAGGAGGGAUGUGAGGAGCUGAUGGCCUUCGACUGUGAAAACACCGAGUUCGGCUGCUGCCCCGACGGCGUGUCUAAAUCCUUCGGGAAGAACUUUGAGGGCUGCAGCGACUUUGAGUGUGAGGGCUCGGGGCCGUGCGACACCUGCAGUGACACCACGUACGGCUGCUGUCCGGAUGGCGUGUCAGCUGCCCAAGGGAAGGACUACGAGGGCUGCCCAGACCCUGACAUGACAACGGAGGAGACAGAUGUCGAGUCCUCCACCAUGGCCGUCCUAACCUCCACCUCCACCACCACCACCACCGAGCUGCCACCUGACUGCCUGACGUCAUCGUACGGCUGCUGCCCCGACGAGUACACGGCAGCUCACGGCCCCAACGACGAGGGAUGCUGCCUGUCCUCACCGUUCGGCUGCUGCCCCGACCACAUCACAGAGGCUCAGGGUCCCAAUCUGCAAGGCUGUGGGUGUGAGUACAGUGCCUUUGGCUGCUGCCCGGACAACACAACAGUGGCCCGGGGCCCCAACAAUGCCGGCUGUGGCUGUGAGUUCACACAGUUUGGCUGCUGCCCGGACUACCACACACCAGCUGCCGGGGAGGACUACAGCGGCUGCCCCUGCAACACCUACCGCUACGGAUGCUGCCCGGAUGGUGUCAGCAUUGCCAAGGGCCCGGGCACGGAGGGCUGUGGGUGUCAGUAUGAGCAGUACGGCUGCUGCGAGGACGGCCGCACGCCUGCCCAGGGUCCGGAUCAGGAAGGCUGUGGCUGUGAGUCCUCACAGUUUGGAUGUUGUCCGAAUGGCGUCACACCUGCCACCGGAAAGUUCUUCGAAGGAUGUAAGGAGGAGGAGGAGGAGUUGUCCGUCGUCCCGGGAGAGGUGUGUGGCCACGAGAAGGACCGCGGCCCCUGCACCAACUUCACGGUGCGCUGGUUCUUCGACAUGGAGUAUGGCGGCUGCACGCGCUUCUGGUACGGCGGCUGUGAAGGCAACCUCAACAAAUUUGAGACGCAGGAUGAGUGUAAGGCCGCCUGUGUGGACCCAGAGGGAAUGGAGUCCUGCUACCUGCCGAAUGUCGUGGGUCCCUGCACCGGCUCCGUCCCGUCCUGGUAUCACGACGCAGAGACCGGCCAGUGUAAGUCCUUCAUCUACGGGGGCUGUCUCGGCAACAACAACCGCUAUGAAUCGAAGGAGGAGUGUGAGGAGCGCUGCGUCAUCCCGGAGAAAACAGAUGCUUGCCUGCUGGAGGUGACGCCCGGCCCCUGUCGCGGGAACUACUCGCGCUGGUUCUAUGACCAGACCGUGGGGAGCUGCAAACAGUUUUCUUAUGGUGGUUGCAAGGGAAAUGACAACAACUUCCUCACGGAGAAUGAGUGCAUGCAGAGGUGCAUCAGAGGCCGUUCCAAAGACCUGUGCACGCUGCCCAAAGCUUCCGGCCUGUGCGAAGAGACGCUCCCUCGCUGGUACUAUGAUUACACAGAGGCCAGGUGCAUGCCCUUCUAUUACACAGGUUGUGACGGCAAUGCUAACAGGUACACGACGAGAGGGGAGUGUGAGGCAACCUGUCCGGGAGAUGAAGCAGAGCAAGACGAGGAUGUGUGUUACAUGCCCAGCAGCCCCGGCGACUGUGACGAGUAUGAACAGCGCUGGUUCUUCGACUCUGUGGAGGCCCAGUGCAAGUCCUUCGUGUAUGGCGGCUGCGGCGGCAACCAGAACAACUUCGGCAGCAUUGAGGAGUGCGAGAACUACUGCGGCAACAGGAAGAAGAUUCCCACCGAGGAGGAGUUCCUUAUAGAGUCUUGCUUCCUGCAACAAAACCAAGGCAACUGCGACGACUACCAGGCCUACUGGCACUACGACAGCGAGGACGGCGUGUGCAAGCAGUUCCUGUACAGCGGCUGCGGGGGGAACAAGAACCGCUUCAAGACCCGUCAGGAGUGUGAGAACAAGUGUGGGGAGGCCCAGGACAUCUGCCAGCUCCCUCUGGUGGUGGGUCCGUGCAGUGGCAGCUUCCGGCAGUACUAUUACGACGGCACCACCAGCCAGUGCUACGAGUUUGACUAUGGAGGCUGCCAGGGGAACAAAAACAGGUUUGACUCAUUGCGUCUGUGUCAGCAGCGAUGCCAGAAGACCCAGGCCACAACGCCAAGCUACACCGUCCCCGAUGAAGGAACCUACGUAGAAAGACCUACCAGUGAGUUGUCUGAAAUCUGCAAGCUGCCCGUCGAUAUUGGUCCGUGCCAGUCGGCUGUCCCUAGCUGGUACUACGAUGCUCAGGCGGGCCGCUGCGUUGGCUUCUCCUACAGUGGAUGUGCCGGCAACGCUAACCGGUUCCAGAGUGUUGAGCUUUGCGAACGUCAGUGUGGCAGCUAUCGGGACCAAGAUUUCUGCAACCUGCCAGUAGAUUCCGGCCCUUGUGGUGAGGCUCUCCGCAAGUGGCACUAUGACCCGUACCAGCGCGUCUGCAGGUCCUUCGCUUACAGUGGCUGCGAGGGCAAUGGCAACCGCUUCUCCACGGAGCAGGAGUGUGAGGCCGAGUGUGUCUACCACGACGCCAUCCUGCCCAGCGGCAACAACACCCAGGAGGCCCAGACCAUGAUCUGUGAGCUCAAUUCCGACGGAGGCCCCUGCAGCGAGGGUUACAAGCGCUGGCAGUUCAGCAAAGAGCAUGGAACUUGUGUCAUGUUUCUGUACGGCGGCUGCGGCGGAAACCUAAAUCGCUUUAAGACCUUUAAUGCAUGCACCGAGUUCUGUGCCUCAGCCAUCGAAAAGUACCGAAGAACUGAGACGAGCACAAUCCCGGACGUGGGACCCACUGUGCAUGGCCCCUCAGACUACACGCAGCCUGAUGAGGCCGACAUGUGCAAGGACUCCGAGAUCUCCUGCCAGCUGCUGCGGUGUCCUUAUGGCGUCCAGAGAAGGGUGGACAAUGACGGCUGUGAACGCUGCUCCUGCUAUGACCCCUGCAGCGAGAUCCAAUGCCCCGCCGAGAUGGAGUGCGCCACAGACCUCGUUCCUGCAACAGAUGGCGUCUCCGAAAACAGCUAUCACGGCGUUUGUAGAGAAGUCAACAAGCCCGGCCGAUGCCCUGUCAACAAUGGCCAGAGUUACCAGUGCGCCGAGGAGUGCCAGAACGAUGCUGGAUGUGACGCGGAGCUGAAGUGUUGCUACAAUGGGUGCAGCUACUCCUGCGUCAAGCCCGUCAGGGAGGAGGAGGAGCCCGGCCAUGUGGUGCAGCCUGUGGCCACCCCGACCGUCCCAGAGUACGGAGAGCCCCCGCGCAUCACUGAGUUUGAUGAUGAGGUCUCAGUGGAGGAGAAUGACGUCGUGGCGAUAACCUGCAAGGCCCAGGGCUCCCCCGCGCCUUCCAUCACUUGGUACCGCGGCUCAUACACGAUCAACACUGAGAGUCUGUCCAGCCGGUUCAGAAUCCUUCCUGGGGGUUCGCUGCAGGUGGUGAAUGUUGAGCGUACCGACACUGGCACGUACACCUGUGAGGCCAACAACAGCGUGGGCUCACCCGCCCGCCGCACCGCCCAGCUCACAGUGAUUGAUCCCAAGCCUCGGGAAGCUGCUGUUGUUCCCUGGAAUGCCAAGACCCCAGUGGCUUCCCUCGGGGGCAACAUGGUGCUGUACUGCCGUGCCGUGGGCUGGCCGCGCCCCUCCAUCACGUGGUGGCGCGGCACGGACAUGCUGCCACUCUCCUCACAACGCUUCGAGCAGCUGAGGGAUGGCUCCCUGACACUCCGCCUGGUCACCCUGAGGAGCCUUGGGCCGUACACAUGCCAGGUGUACAACGGACAGGGAAGAGCCACGUCUCAGACCAUUGUGCUGCGUGCCCUCGGCCCCGUCCGUGACACCCUCGCUGGUGAUAGGAACUUCCUUCAAUACAUACUCGACCCUCCCAAGGCUCCCUCCACUCCUUCCCCCUUUUCCUCCCUCACCACCCUCUUCCCUGCCGUUCGGCCUGGCCAGCGGCCGUACUGGCCCGCUUACCACUCACCGUCUGGCCAAAGGACUACCUUGGCACCCACCACCCGGCAGUACAUAGUUCCCUUGCGUGCAGUGAUCCGCCUGAACAGCACCGAGUUCCCGCCACACUCCACCAUCCACAUCCCCUGUGAGGUGCGUGGCGUCCCGGUCCCGGUGACGACCUGGUUCAAGGGAGACAACCAGAUCACGGACUCGAGGAAGUACGCCAUAGAAGAAGACAGCACGCUAGUCAUCACCGACGCAGAGGUGGGAGACUCCGGCCUGUACAAGUGUCACGUGCAGAAUGAAUACGGCACAGCGGACAGCUCCACCGUCAUCACCAUCAAAGGAAUCUAUGUCCACCCAACCUGCACGGACAAUCCCUUCUUUGCCAACUGCAAGCUCAUCGUGCGCGCCAACUACUGCACCAACAAGUACUACGCCCGGUUCUGCUGCCGCUCCUGCACGCUGGAUGGACAGCUGCCGUCACAAGGCCCUCACCUCACCCACAAGAAGAAGAGGAAAUAAAAGGGAAAGAGG